GGUGGAUGCACCUUCGUUGCACUUCGAAAAAUUGAGCAGGCAACAAAAGAGUCGAUCAGGACAACUGAUCGGCCGUCGAACUUAGAGACCAUUGCUCGUGAAAGAGGCUUUACAGUUUCAGAUAAUAAAGGAGCUGGAAACUGUAUGUUUAUUGCACUCUCGGAACAGCUUCGCCUGGUAACAGGAAGGAGAAUCUCGCAUAAAGAUUUACGCCGACUUGUUGUUCAAUACCUUAAGGAAAACCCCACGACGGUAAGUAUCUUAAUUGUUUUUCUUAAAAUUAUAGUGAGGACUAGUGACGAAACUGAUGCGAAGUCCGAAGGAGCGUUUCGUUGUAGGAAAUCAAGUAUUAGUAUGUGUAAUCAAAUGGUGACGAGUGAAAUUAGGGAUAAUGAUGAUGAUGAUGAUGAAACCUUUAUUUAAGUGUCAUAAAAUUCUAGUACAUUACAGUACUAAUUGGGGACACUAAAACAAAGCUAAUUAAAAUAAAGUAAAAUUAUCAUAAUUAAGACUUAAGAAUCUAAAAUUCCUAAAAAAUAUGUACAAUUUAUAUCAAAUUAAUCAUAUAAAAUUUAAAAACAUUUAUCAUGAAAAUUCACAUAUCAUAUUAGGUAUUACAUAAAUAGCAAGAGGCACAGCUACUGUUGUCCAAUGCGGAGAUAUCUCUACAGUUUAUCAUUCGUUUGAAGUCUUUCAGAGUUGGUGCAUUUCUCUCAGAGCUGGACAACUUGGACCAUAACAAUGGGCCCAAGUAUCUGAUGGAAUGCCUUCCAUACUUUACAGUAUUGUAUCUUGGAAGGAUAAAGUCUGAGUUUCGGAGGCUGUAUGGCUUUAAAUCAUUUCUUUUGACAAUGUUUUCAAAGUAACCUGGCGCCAUUUGGUGCUUAACCUUGUACAUCAGAAAUAGUAUGUCCUUCAACCUUCUUUCAUUUAAUGUAUCUAGAUUAGCCCUUUUUAAAAUGUCUUCAUAAGAUGAGGUUUUGUCUAGAUAGAUUACCCGUAAAGCCCUUUCCUGUAUCCGUUCUAAUUUACGUUUUCCGAAGCCCUGGCAAAGUGCCAGACUUUUUGACAAUACGUGAGGUGUGGGAGGAUGGCCGAUUUGAAUAGUGCGAGUUUUGCUGGGACAGGUACUAAAUUUUUCAGACGAGAUAGUACUCCUAUUUGUUGACUAGCCUUCCUACAUAAUAAUAAAGGCUCGGGAAAUUAUUAGAAUUUGGACAAAACGCAAGUGAAAUUAUUCCCUAAUUUCACAAGUAUACCAUUUGAUUACCUAUUGAUAUCAUGGGUGACGAAUUACGUUAGCAAUCUUGGAUUUUUGACAUGUUUAUCUGGAUUGUAUCUAUUAUCCAUGAUUGUAUCGAUCGAGAACUCCACUCUCUCAAAUGUUUAGACCUUAAAUUUGGCUCACAAAGUUCAGAAUUUUUCAGGCUUUUUCGGUAAAUUACCUGUUAGAAUCCUUCUUGAUGUUCUCUUGUGUGUUCAGGUUUUCUAAAGCGUCUUUUUGUGCCCUGACAUCUUCGUUCACGGCAUUUUAAAACUUCGUCGCCAUCUUGACACUGAGACGUACGGAAGGGUUGCCAUGGCAAUUAAAUUAACGCUGAAAUUUCGCGCCAAAAAACUGGAAUGGCUUCUACUCGAGUGACUGGAUCAUCGUGUUAAGUUUGUUUUCUAAACAGAGGUAUUAAAAUGAAAAAAAUAAAAUAAAGUAAAAGACAAGUUUCAAUAAAUUUUCGCAGUAGGAAAAAAGCAAUGCUUGAAAGAAUGGAGAAAAAUUGCCAAAAGGAGAAAUAAUUAGCAAUUAUUGAAUGAAGCUGAGUAUCUCAUGAACAAAAUGUGGUAGAAUCUCAUUGUUAUCUAUCGAGGCCGAUCGGUGGAUAACACCCUCCGAGAUCUGCAGAAUUCUUCAUAUCCUAUGAAAGCCGAAUUCAAUAAUUGUUUUAUUAUUCCUUCAAAAUAAUUCGAAGGUUAAAAACAAGCUCAGACAUGCUAACCUUGGUCGAUGUAAGUUCAUCUUUGUUGGGAAUUUGUAGGAGAUAAAGGUCUGCUCAGGUCUGCAAACUCCAAACAGUAGGUGUUGUCCGUCGAGUUGAUUUCUUGCUGUUCUUGCGAUGUUUUUAGACAAUAUUGAAACAAUAGUGAAACGAGUAAAAUGUUCCGCCGACAGUUCCGCCAUUUUGUUGUAACUACCAAAACAACUCAACUUCGUCCCCAGGUUUUCCCCCGUGCAAGCACCAUAAUAAUCCACCUUUUAAGUUGUUUGAUUCCUGUAAACCUAGUUGUAUUACUAGUUGUCGUGAUAGAUUAUAUGGACGAUAUUUCCUUUAGCAAGAGAAGAAAAAACAGGGGAUACACAUAUCUCUGCGCCGGGUCAGUGAUAUGUGUAUCCCUUCUGUGAGCGCCACAAUAUUCCACCUUUGCAUGUUGUUUGAUUCCUGUCUUAACUCUAGUUGUGUUACUAGUUAUGUUAGAUGAUAUCGACGACAUUUCCUUUAGCAAGAGAAGAUAUUUCCUUAUUGUGUCGUGGAUGAGCAUCAGUGUUUAUUGUAUCCCCACCCGGGAUACACAUAUCACUAGGGAUAUGUGUAUGGGGAUACACAUAUCACGGGGAUACACAUAUCACUGUGACACCGGGAUGCAUAAUCCUCUAGAGACCACAUAUCACUAAACAUUUCGACCAAAAUAAUUGUCUGUAGAGUCAACAAAACCACAUGUAACGCUACCGACUGACAAAAAAGCUGACUUCAUGUCAAGGGGAUUUUGCCUCUAAGCCAAUGAAUUUGCCGGACAUCGAUCACGUGAUAUUCCGCCAGUACAGGCAUGUGCUUUAAAGAGUAGGGGGCGAUUCGUUAAGGCGAUUCGACGACAAAGGAAAAACCCAGUCCAUCUUAAAACCCGUCUCUUCCUGAAAGGAAGGCCAGGUAACAGCUUCCUAAGUGAGUAUCGUCUGUUAAUGCACUUUUCCUUCUUUCAAGUAACUGAAGUAUUUUUUCUCUCGGGCAGCGAGACGGGACACACCUCUUCCACUUUAUUGAUGGAUAUCCAUCGUGGGAUGCCUACCUCACAGACAUGAUGAAAGAUCAUAUAUGGGGUGAUCAUCUGAUUCUCAACGGU
Messenger RNA from Porites lobata, 3111 nucleotides. The record is from the annotation of a GenBank genome assembly. NCBI's taxonomy places the organism in Eukaryota, Metazoa, Cnidaria, Anthozoa, Scleractinia, Poritidae.